Molecule: messenger RNA, 3006 nt
Organism: Neltuma alba
Lineage: Eukaryota; Viridiplantae; Streptophyta; Magnoliopsida; Fabales; Fabaceae
Product: BTB/POZ domain-containing protein At5g66560
Exons: 4
Coding region: 420-2399 (659 amino acids)
Molecular function (GO): protein binding
Source: RefSeq, a predicted model, not a curated record
AAUAAAAUCCCCUUUUGAGGAAUUUGCUCAUGGUCCAUUUGUCCGGUUUGAGGAUGUGGAUUCCAUUCUGUUUCACCUUUUUCAUUAAUGGUUUUUUUCCCCAUUUGCUCCUUUUCCUUCAUAAAAGUUAAAAACUCAACAGAAAGCGCAAACAAACACUCUUUCUUUCCUUCUCAUCCUUUCUUCCAUUGGUUAUGCAAGUCAAGUCCACUUCACCCACUGCACGCCUUCUACAAUUAAGGGCGUUCUUCAACUUUUGUUCUCGUAUUUCUCAAUCACAUUUCUUACCGUUCAAUCUCAUAUAUUUCUGCGAAGCUUUCUGUGUCUUUGGAUCCCAAUUCCACAGACAUCAGUCACAUCAUCUGAUUUCCAUGGAUCCGGCUUUCUAAGAAUUUCUGGAGAAUCCAUUUUUCUGAGAAAUGGCAGCAGCAGAGGCGUCCAGCUCCAAAGGGCAAGCAUGGUUCUGCACUAAUGGCCUGCCCAGCGACAUUAUUAUCGAAGUUGAUGACAUGAGCUUCCACCUCCACAAGUUUCCUCUGAUGGCAAAAAGUCGAAAGCUUCACCAGCUGAUAACGGAACAAGAAUCAAAUCAUCCCUCAUCAGCAAAAAUCCAAGCAUCUGGAAUCGAAGAAGUGGAAGAAGACGACGAAAUUGCGGAAGAACACUGUCGUAUAACAUUCACAGACUUCCCUGGCAGCUCCGACGCCUUUGAGAUGGCUGCUAAGUUCUGCUAUGGCGUCAAAAUCGAUUUGUCCGCAUCCAAUGUGGCUCCUCUCCGCUGUGCCGCGGAGUUCCUUGAGAUGACCGAAGAGUACUCUGAAGACAACCUCAUCUCCAAGACUGAAAGGUUCUUAUCCCAGUCUGUUCUCAAGAGCAUCAAGGACUCCAUUAAAGCCCUAAAAUCAAUCGAGCCCUUGAUGCCCCUAUCGGAGGCUUUAGCCAUUCCGCAGAGGUGCAUAGAUUCCAUUGUUUCCAGAGCGUCGUCGGCCAAUCCGGCUUUGUUUGGAUGGCCGGUUACCGACGCCGGAACUAACGAUGCUUCCACUCGGAGUUCUUUGUCGAAGCAGGUCCUGUGGAACGGAAUUGAGUCUGGUGGAAGAAGAAAGAGCAUCCCUAGAGGGGACUCUUGGUUUGAGGAUCUUGGGCUCCUGAGUUUGCCCCUGUUCAAACAAGUGAUUCAUGCCAUGAAAGAGGCAGAUUUGAGUCCAGAUAUAAUAGAGAGCAGCCUCAUGUAUUAUGCGAAGAAAUACAUUCCAGGGGCUUCAAGGUCAAGUCGAAGGCCAAUGACGUCCUCGUCCUCGUCUGUAGUUUCAGAGGCUGAACAGAAGGAGCUGCUGGAGUUUAUACUCUCCAAUCUGCCCCUGGGGAAGAGCUCUGGGUCCUCAACAGCAACAAGGUUUCUGUUCGGCUUACUCCGAACGGCCAAUAUAUUGAACGUUUCCGAAGCGGGCAGAGAUGCGUUGGAGAAGAAGAUAGGAUCGCAGCUCGAACAAGCUACACUAGACGAUCUUCUCAUACCGAGCUAUUCGUAUCUUAAUGAAACGCUCUACGACGUUGAUUGUGUGGAAAGAAUUCUGGCUCACUUCUUGGCCGCUUUACAAGAAAGAAACGCCGCUGCGGGUGGUGAUGGAGGGGUCGCUAGGUCGCCGGCGUUGAUGGUUGUUGGGAAACUAAUUGACGGGUAUCUGUCUGAAAUUGCUUCAGAUGCAAAUCUAAAGCCUGAGAAGUUUUAUAAUUUCGCUCUCUCUCUUCCUAAUCAAGCCAGACUCUUCGACGACGGUCUCUAUCGUGCUGUAGAUGUCUAUCUCAAGGCACAUCCACGGAUAUCGGAGGCAGAAAGGGAAAAGAUAUGCGGAGUGCUUGACUGUCAGAAGCUGACACUAGAAGCGUGCACUCACGCGGCACAGAACGAGAGACUUCCGUUACGAGCAGUGGUUCAGGUGCUAUUCUUUGAGCAGCUUCAGCUGAGACAUGCCAUCGCAGGGACUCUAAUGGCAGCGGAGGCGGCUGCAGAGCCAGGGAGGCCGUCCGCGGCGCUGGGGCGAGAAGAGGAGGGAGACGGAGCAAUAAUAGCGGGUGCGCACGAUGGCAGCAGCACGUGGCGGGUGGCGGUGAGGGAGAAUCAGGUGUUACGCUUGGACAUGGAUAGCAUGAGGACGCGGGUGCAUCAGCUUGAACGCGAAUGUUCAUCAAUGAAGAAAGUAAUCGAGAAGAUUGACAAAUCGAGCCCUCAUCGUGAGCAAGGAGGCGGCGGCGGCGGCUGGAGAAAGAAAUUUGGUUGCAAAUUCAAAACACAAGUCUGUGAUUCUCAUGAAUCAGCGGUCGUAGACCGACGGCAAGGACGAGUCGGAGUCCCCCAACACCAGCUGAAGCAGCAUGAUCAUCGUCACCGCGAAUAGGCAGCCAAAUCCCGUGGGGUUAGUCCGCAUGUGUUAUGCUGAAUCCUAUCCUAACUUUCUGCCACGUGUCCUUCUCAAGAAGCAAUGAUUGAUUUAUUAAAAAAGAAAAAGGCAAACAGAGCAAGGCCAAUAAUUCGGGUGAUUUGGUAAAUGUCGAAAUGAGGCAGCUUUUGAGGUGAUGGAGAUGGACAGAGCAUGAAUAAUACAGUGCGUGCCAUGGUGGGGACAUUGAGAUGCAUGCUGGGAUAACACAGAUUCCUUUUUCCAAGUUUUGGACGGUUUGCUAGGGUGCUCAUAAUCAUUGCUUCCAAUGGAAGGUGCUGAGCAUUUGGGUAGGGUAGUCCCCCCACAAAAGGCUCCUUCAUUUGAGGCUGUUCCGGUUGCUGACAUGAUGCUUCCAUUAUCUUGUUCAGCAUAUUUGUUCUCCUUCUCCAAAUUAGGUGCCGUCAGUCAAAGCUAUUAGUAUUACUAUUCUUUAGCUCUGUUCCAUAAAUUUGCAGGCCAAAGCAAUAAUGACAAAUUCAGUCCAAAAAAAAAAAGCAAUAAUGACAAAGGAUGAGGAAUUGAAUGGUUCAUGGGUUUGACUCAUAACGCCCAAUUUUGAGAA